AAAUAAGUAAAUAUAUAUUUUACUUUGAUUUAUACAAAUAGCAAAGAAAAAUAUAUUGUUACCAUUUUUGUUUAUAAAUCACUGUUUGGACAAGAUGAAAAGUUUCCAGUUGUCAAUCUUUUAAAGUAUGAUAGUUUAAUAUGUUCAGAUUAGAACUACACAUGUAGCCUACAUUUAAAAAAAGAAAGAAAUUAUUGUUAAUAUUUAAGUGUUGGGAAUCUGAUAAAAAAUUAAAAGAAAAUCAGUCAUCACUUAUCAAUUACUUAAUUGAUUAUUAAUUAAAUAAAUGACAUUAUGUACAUUCUGUUUCCAGGAAUUUAAAUCUUUUACCAUAAUAUAUUAAGGUAGGCACAUUGAAGGCAUUAUUGAACAAAAUAAUUGAAAUGUCUGUUUAUUUCUAAUGAUAUUUCAAUUUGUUAUUUAAAUACUAAUUAAACAACAUGACAUUUGUGCCAAUGAUGUUGAGUUCAAGUGAUUGAUUAUAAUUUUAACAAAAAUUAUUGGUUGGGAUCUUCUGAUGUGAUGAUCAAUUAUAAAAUUCUAAGUUGAUAGCUGCAAAAAAUGUUAGCUGAAAUUGUUCGGAUCCUACAGUUUAGAUGAUGGGUUUUUGGUGGGGGUUUUUUCAUCUGUAUAUAAAGAAAACAAAUGCUGAACAGUUAUUAAAGGUAAAUUAGGGAUUUAUAGCAUCUUUCCUAAUAAUUCAAAUACUUCGUAAGUUCAUAUAAUUCAAACUGAUUAAAUACGAUCAAACUGUGAUCCUUGAUGCAAAUCGAUUUGUAUUAUGUUCACAAGAAACUGUUACUCUGUUGUUGCAGCUUACAUAGCUAACUCGGAUGUCCAAGGUCUAAUCCCAAUGGAUGAAGAAAUUCCUCCAAGAAGCGGCCAUGUUGCAGCCUGUGUUGGAAAUAAACUGUUAGUCUGGGGAGGAUAUCAGGACGAGAAUGAAGCAUCGGAUCGCUACCUGCCAGUAAAGGAUGUCUGGCUGUACAGUGUGGAGUUUAACAAAUGGACUAAACAGGUAACAAGCGGCCAGUACCCUCCAGGCCUGUCUGGUGCCAGUAGUUGUAUCUUAGACAAGUACUGGUAUAUUCUGUUUGGCCACAUGGAAAACGGCAACAUGAACAUGGUCUACAGACUCAAUCUACAGACGUUCUGCUGGGAGACGAGGGAGUAUCAUAGCACAGAACCAAGUCCAAGAGACAAAACAUCUGUGUGGGUUUAUAAAGACAAGAUAUAUUGCUUUGCUGGGUUCGGUCCUCCUGUUUUUAACUCUGAAUACCUUUGUGACUAUGGAGAAUUUUUUGAAGACCCAACCAUACAAUGGAGCCCAAUACGAUCAUGGAAUAACCAACUGUUAGUUUUUGAUCCACAAACCUGGGAAUGGUCCAACCCAAAAUGCAAGGGAUUUCCACCUGUGCCUAGAGCAGCACACGGGGCUGCCCUGGCUGGAUCAAAAUUGUUUGUGUUUGGUGGACGUCACGACAUGUCAAGAAGGAACGACCUACACUGUCUGGAUAUGACAUCAUUAACCUGGAGUGGAGAGUUGAAUCCGCUCGGAGACAUUCCUUGUGGUCGAUCCUGGCAUGCAUUUAGAGCAAUUUCAAACAGCAAAGUGUUACUUUAUGGAGGCUAUACCACUGACCAAAGGCCACUAGGUGAUGCAUGGCUUCUAGAUGUUGUGGCAUUACAGUGGACUCGAUUGGACAUACUACAGAAACAUACACGUCUGUGGCAUACGAUGGAUAUAACAUCAUCUGGGGACAUCGUCAUAUUUGGUGGCUGCAGCAAUGAUAUUCUCAGAAGUGACCUUCAGAGCCGUCAUGUUAAUGAGGUUGUACUCUUUAGAAUUGAGCCUAAGACACUGUUGAGAUGUUGCCUGGAGAUGGUGUUUAAACAUAAAGAGAAAACAAAGCCAUACUGGAAGAUGCUCCCAACCUUGUUACAACAGUGGCUAUGUCAAAGACUUCAUGCUCAAAACACAUCACCGCACCCUGCUCUUCACAUCCAGUGGCUGGAGUCGCCUGCCCUUGGCAGUUAACCAUUUAAAGGCUCAUUUUUGUGUUCAAAUAAUAGUGUUGGUGUUCUUUGGUGGGAAACUCAAAACUGUUUGGUAUCUAUAGCAAUUCUUCUGCUUCAGCAUUUUUAGAGGUUCCUGUCAGUUAUAAUUAGAAAGACAAACACAGUUUUGUUCAUAAAUUAAAGAUUAGUUCCACUCUAUUUUGGACAUAUUUUGCAGGGAAUGCAAUGGACAGAUUUACUUGAGUCUUUGGUCAAUAAACCCCCCAGGUCAAAUGGUUGAUAGAUUCACCUGUGGUAAAUUUAGUGUGUUCACUUUAUUUUACAAGAGACAGUUGUAAUUGAUAUGAUGUCAUGCACAAACUGAAUGAUUAUCAUUAAAAAAACAAUUCUGGAGAUAAUCAAAAUUAAACCCUGUCAUAUAUUUUGGACUUAUUAUAUUAAGUCAUAAAUAUCCCUGGAAUGAAAAUCUGAAACAUGUCCAGUGAAACCCGUGGAAACAUGACACUCUGUAAACUGGAAUACCCUCAAAACAUUUGUUUUUCAUAGUCCCUUUUUAAUUAUCUCUAAUCUGGAUACCCCUUAAAACCAGAUUUUUUACUUAGUCCCAUGGGUGUCUGUUUUAGAGGAGUUUUACUGUAUUAGUAUUAUGACUGAACAUCCAGAAAUUACCUUUUGUAUAUGAACGAUUUUAAUUUUAUUAGAAAUAUUACAGUGUCCAAACAGAUAUGAAAUUAAUUGCAAUUGACGAAGCUUGACUAUUAUUACAUAGAUCUGACAGUUGUGUUCAUACCUAGUGAAUAUAAUUAUGCUGUGCUUAGAUAAUGUUUUUAAAUGACAUCAUGAAGACAGUUUCUUACACACCUAUUGGUGAGAACAUCAUUCAUUAGUUUUAAUAACACCAUACUGUUAACACAUAUAUGUGUGAUAACAGUUUCAAGACAUACCUGGUCGCCAAUGCCAUACCAUCCAAUGAAAAAAAAACAUGAUUAAAUUUGAUGUACAAAUUAACCUAAAAUUGACUUGUCUGUAAUGUAUGAGUUAAUUACAAACACUAGGACCAUAUAUAGAUUUUAGUUGGAAAAGGCAGGUAAAUUUAUUUUUAAAUUUUUUUUGGGAGGAUAUGUAAGAAAGAGAAUA
Messenger RNA from Gigantopelta aegis, 3156 nucleotides. RefSeq names its product kelch domain-containing protein 2-like. The transcript is spliced from 10 exons. The coding region runs from base 782 to 2038 and encodes 418 amino acids. Gene Ontology annotation, molecular function: protein binding. Lineage: Eukaryota; Metazoa; Mollusca; Gastropoda; Neomphalida; Peltospiridae. The record is from RefSeq and is a predicted model, not a curated record.